Messenger RNA from Tripterygium wilfordii, 2083 nucleotides. RefSeq lists its product as uncharacterized. The record is from RefSeq and is a predicted model, not a curated record. The coding region runs from base 141 to 1895 and encodes 584 amino acids. Lineage: Eukaryota; Viridiplantae; Streptophyta; Magnoliopsida; Celastrales; Celastraceae. The transcript has 18 exons.
ACGGUUAACGUGUCGACUGCUCUAGCACAUAUCUUACAUUCCUGAUUAGAAAGACUUCCAUGACGGCGAUAAGGAAAGAUGAAACAUGAGAGCGAGCUAAAGGAGCUUUAGUAUUUGCUUUUGUAGUUUGUACUGAAGUCAUGGCGACGAUACAGUUUAGACCCAUUAAUGGGAUCUUUCAGUGCCCAUCAGUGAGCCCAUUGGUUCAGAUAACCAGUGUUCAUAGGAACGUGACUGCCCAAGCACAAGCCACUGCCUCUAGAACCCAGAGGAUAAUGGAGAGCAUUUCAAUUAGUGGGGAAGUUGGUGGUGCUGGGGGAGCAUACUCAUAUAAUGCCCUGACGAGGCUUGAUGAAAUUUGGUCCCGUAUCUGUUCUGCUCAAACAGUUAUGCCAGAAACCCAGAAAGUAGUUACAAAUAUUCCGGAUGUGUCCAGCCACUCUGAUCUGGCCGAGAAAGCAGUUGAUAGAUUCGAUCUGGUAGUUUGUGGUGGUACUCUGGGAAUUUUCAUUGCCACCGCCUUAAGCACAAAAGGUCUUAAAGUUGGUGUUGUCGAAAGAAAUAUACUGAAAGGGAGGGAACAAGAAUGGAAUAUCUCAAGGAAAGAACUCUUGGAGCUUGUAGAAGUUGGAGUUCUGUUAGAAGAUGACAUCAAAGAAUCUACAGCUGUGAAGUUCAAUCCUAACAGGUGUGGAUUUGAAGGUAAGGGAGAGAUCUGGGUAGAAGACAUUCUAAAUCUUGGUGUUUCACCUGUAAAGCUUAUAGAGAUAGUAAAGAAACGUUUUUUAUCCCUUGGUGGAGUCAUCUUUGAGGGAUACAGCUUGUCUAGCAUUUGCACAUACGAAGAUGCAGUGGUCUUGCAACUUACGGAGGGGAAAAUCUUACGGUCUCGUCUUAUCAUUGAUGCAAUGGGGAACUUUUCACCUGUGGUGAAACAGAUACGAUGUGGAAGGAAACCAGAUGGUGUUUGCCUUGUUGUUGGAUCCUGUGCUCGCGGUUUCAAUGACAACUCUAGUAGUGAUGUCAUAUAUAGCAGUUCAUCAAUAAAGAAGGUUGGGGACACAGAAGUGCAAUAUUUUUGGGAGGCAUUCCCUGCUGGAUCUGGCCCCACAGAUCGCACUACUUAUAUGUUCACUUAUGUUGAACCACAGCCUGGAUCCCCAGCACUGGAAGAACUAUUGGAAGACUACUGGGAUUUGAUGCAAGAAUAUCAGGGAGUCGUUCUUGACGAUCUUGAGAUACUGAGAGUUAUGUUUGGCAUAUUUCCUACAUAUCGUGACAGUCCAUUGCCAGCAGCUUUUAGUCGCAUCAUACAGUUUGGUGAUGCUAGUGGCAUUCAAUCACCUGUUUCAUUUGGUGGCUUCGGGAGCUUGACUAGGCACCUCAGUAGAUUAUCAACUGGAAUAUAUGAAGCAAUCACUCAUGAUUUUCUUGAUUCAUACAGUUUGUCCCUACUGAAUCCAUAUAUGCCCAACUUGAGUGCUUCAUGGUUAUUUCAAAGAGCAAUGUCUGCAAAGCCAUAUGCUAAUGUUCCACCAGAUUUUAUUAAUGAGCUUCUAUUUGUUAAUUUCCAAUGUAUGCAGAGGAUGGGGGAUCCAGUGCUUAGACCAUUUCUACAGGAUGUCAUACAGUUUGGACCUCUUGCCAAGACCCUGGGCCUUGUUAUGCUUACUAAACCCCAAAUUUUACCAUCAAUAUUCAAGCAGGUGGGAUUUCCCGUUCUUCUCGACUGGUUUGGACACUUCUUCAUGUUGGGCUAUUACACAUUCCUCUCGACCUUCGCUGACCCUGUAAUUAGGCAAUUCUUAGAUGCAUUUCCAUCCAAAAUGAGGUAUGAGUGGAAGCGGCGUAUCGAAGCUUGGAAGUAUGGAGCUGGUUUAGAUUACAAGCUAUGAUUAAUCACUAAAAAAUGAAUGACAUGUGAAACUAGACUGUUCAUGAAUGACAGAGGAGACUGGAUUGUCUGCUCAUAAACUAGCUUACUAUAUAGGCUGUGCCCUUUACAAGACUGCUGCUUAUACGACACUGGGCAUACAUUUAUUUCUCUUCAAUGAACAGGGGAACAAACCCAUUUCAACUUUCA